AUGACUUCAUAUCAGUUUGAAUCAUUCAAUGUUCAUUUCACUGGAAAGAAUUUCUUAUCAUGGGAGUUUCAGUUUAAAUUAUUUGUCACUGGAAAAGAACUAUGGGGUCAUAUAGAUGGAGCCGAUCCUGGUCUUACUGAUCCUACAAAGUUAGGUGAAUGGAAGAUUAAAGAUUCUCGGGUGAUGACAUGGCUUUUAGGGUCAAUUGACCCUCUUAUUGUUCUGAAUCUCAGGCCUUACAAGACAGCUAAAGCCAUGUGGGAUUAUUUACAAAGGGUUUACAAACAAGAUAAUAGUGCCCGACGCUAUCACUUAGAGUAUGAAAUUGCUAAUUACUCUCAAGAAGAUCUUUCUAUUCAGGAUUAUUUUUCUGGAUUUAAGAACUUAUGGGCUGAAUUUACAGAUAUUGUUUAUGCCAAAAUACCGGCCGAAUCUCUCUCUGUAUUUCAACAAGUUCAUGAGCAAAGCAAGCGAGAUCAAUUUUUUUAUGAAGUUAUGCUCUGA
Molecule: messenger RNA, 504 nt
Organism: Capsicum annuum
Lineage: Eukaryota; Viridiplantae; Streptophyta; Magnoliopsida; Solanales; Solanaceae
Exons: 1
Coding region: 1-504 (167 amino acids)
Source: RefSeq, a predicted model, not a curated record